Messenger RNA from Bipolaris sorokiniana ND90Pr, 870 nucleotides. RefSeq lists its product as uncharacterized. NCBI's taxonomy places the organism in Eukaryota, Fungi, Ascomycota, Dothideomycetes, Pleosporales, Pleosporaceae. Gene Ontology annotation, biological process: regulation of proteolysis; regulation of Ras protein signal transduction. The record is from RefSeq and is a predicted model, not a curated record. The transcript has a single exon. Gene Ontology annotation, molecular function: phospholipid binding; peptidase inhibitor activity. Bases 144 to 737 code for a protein of 197 amino acids.
CACCAAUCACACGCCCCCGCCUCAAUCACGCAUCAAAAUCCCUUCUACCACCACGCAGAAGUCAUAAAUACAAGUCGUCCAUUUCUCCCCAAAUAGAGAUUCAAAUUUCAGUUCAAGCAGUGUUCAAAUCAAAACUUAUCAUCAUGACCACCACUUCCCUCGUCGACGCGCUCAAGAGCGCAAACCUCCUCCCUUCAUCCAUCAUCCCAGACUACUUCACCCCCACCAUCGAUCUAUCCGUCAAAUUUCCAUCAGGUCUCGCCCCCGAAAGGGGAAGUCUCGCACGCGUCAGCCAGAUCGCGGAACAACCCUUCAUUUCCAUCUCUUCAACGUCAGACUCCACAUCCUCGGCAUCAACAUAUGCCUUCAUGAUGAUUGAUCCUGAUGCGCCCACGCCCGACGACCCGAAAUUCGCUUACUGGCGCCAUUGGGUCAUUACUUCCAUUCCUUCGACAGUCUCCCCAGCAGAGGAUAUUACCUCAAAAGGGAAGACUUUGACGCAAUAUCUUGCGCCUGGACCCAAGGACGAAAGUGGCCCACAUCGCUAUUUGUUCCUGCUUUUUGAGGAGAAAGAGGGUGAGACUCUGGAAAGGGCGGAGAUUGGGGGAGAGGAGUUUGUGGAGCGAAGGAGCUUCAGGGCUGAGGAGUUGGUGGCGAAGAAGGGUUUGAAAUUGGUGGGUGUGCAGUGGAUGAGGGGUGUAGGGGAUGGAUGGAACGGUGGCAAGGAUGAGUUGUGAGUGGAGAGGAACAUGUGUAGGAUCUUCUGGGAAGAGAUUGUGAUGCUCGUGAAUAGGGAGUGCAGUGAUGAAUAUGCUUUGUGCGUAUAUAGGAGAAUUCGGUACUUCACCUUCAGCUUUGAUAUAUCUCAAA